GACAGCAAACACACCUCGACACACAGUGAGACAGAGACAGAGACGGAUCUUCUUCACAGAAGUUUCAGGAUUAGACACUAAUGGAAGAAGCUCAGGAAAGUCGUACAGAGAGUUUAGACUGGAAAACGGCACCGGAUCCAGACCUCGCCGCUCGCCUGUUUUCCAAAGACCUUCUGCACGGCAACAGAGACUCCAAGAGUCUGUUUCUGAGCGUGGACAUCAGACAAGACAGAGAGGAGCAGGACCAUGCUUUGGUCGCCUUCUACAACAGAGACACAGUUCAGUGGACGGCGCCGCUUCUGUGCCAACUUAAAGGUGACGCCGCGACAGGAAGUGGGGUCGACCGCCACAUGAUGUCAACGGUCAUCUGCAAGCUCAUGAGCGGAUUCCACAUAAAUUUCGGACAUUCAGCCAUCACUAAAAUCUUUGAGGGUGAGCCUGAUCAUCAGAUCCCGUCCGUUUCGGACGAGCUGCUCGAUAACCGCAUGUUCACCGUCGCCGGGCGGAUGAUUGGACAUUCCUUCCUGCACCACGGCCCCAGUUUCCCGGGCCUGAGUCUGGCCGUCAUUCACAUUCUGUUCGGAGGUUCGCUGGAGACAACGCCGGUCACGAUACGAGACUGUCCGGACCUGGACGUUCGGGACGCCGUCAGAGCGCUUGACGGAGACGCUGACAUAAAAGACCCCGACUCCGUCCACCAGCUCUGCCUAUCGUCAAAUCUGCCACUGCCAAACGCCACCAACAGGAAGUGGCUGUCUGAAAAGCUUCUCUUUCAUUUUGUUAUCGAGCAAACGAGGCGUCAGAUCCAGCAGCUCUGUGAAGGAUUGAAAGAGACGGGACUAUGGCCACUUGUCCUCCACAGAAGAGACAUAAUCCCAAUCCUGUUUCCCCGGGAAUCAGAGGCUCAGCUCACACCUCAGAUGAUUCUGGAUUGCAUCGUAUGGCCUUCGGCUGUAACUGUCAUCUUUGAGAGCGGCAUGGAAACUGAUGAUGACGAAUCGGGCGUCACAGACGUACAUCGAGUGUCAGGCUACUUAAAAAUGUUUAUCGAAAAUGCGUCUCCCGCCGAGUUAAAGAGCCUCAUAAAGUUCUGGACGGGCUGGGAGGUUCCCGCCACAGCGAUGAGGGUAGAGGUGGUGGAGGCGUCGCUGCCCAUGGCGUUCACGUGUUUCGAAAAGCUGCGUCUGCCGAGGCGAUACGUCAAAUACAGGAAGUUUCAGCGAGACCUGAGCGCCUGCAUUUCAAGCAGCUACAGCGGCUUUGGUCGUGCCUGACGACUAAAUAUGUUUAUAUGUGAAACAAAAUAAAAUAAAAACAUAUUUAUAUUUUA
This is a messenger RNA of Solea solea (common sole), 1330 nucleotides long. RefSeq lists its product as uncharacterized. The record is from RefSeq and is a predicted model, not a curated record. NCBI's taxonomy places the organism in Eukaryota, Metazoa, Chordata, Actinopteri, Pleuronectiformes, Soleidae. The coding region runs from base 81 to 1274 and encodes 397 amino acids. The transcript has 9 exons. Gene Ontology annotation, molecular function: ubiquitin-protein transferase activity.